Molecule: messenger RNA, 1924 nt
Organism: Podarcis raffonei (Aeolian wall lizard)
Lineage: Eukaryota; Metazoa; Chordata; Lepidosauria; Squamata; Lacertidae
Gene: AP5S1
Product: adaptor related protein complex 5 subunit sigma 1
Exons: 3
Coding region: 125-724 (199 amino acids)
Biological process (GO): double-strand break repair via homologous recombination; endosomal transport
Cellular component (GO): late endosome; cytosol; AP-type membrane coat adaptor complex
Source: RefSeq, a predicted model, not a curated record
GAACUGUAGUUUCUCCAAUUCCUCCCCUUUAGAAGCAGCUGUUUUGCAGCUUCGCCUUCGCUUCUCGGAGGGUCCGGGAGCCUCUGGCCGCUGCCGCUGGGAAGACAGUGCCCAGCCUCCUGCCAUGGUCCACGCCUUCUUCAUCCAGACGUUACGCUGCCGACCCGGGGAAGAGGCCGGCUGCUGCCGAGUGCUCUAUUCCAGGGUCUUCGGCCCUGAAGGGUUGGAAGAUGCUGGUCCCCAGGAUCGCGAGAAGGAGCGGCUGCGCAAGAAGGAGCAGAUCCUGGCCAUCGCCAGACAAGUGGAGUCAGCCUGCAAACUCCACCAGCAAGCCUCCGGGAAGCCUCAGUCCGAGCACCUAGCCCAGCUCCCUGACGAACCCGUUUCUCUCCAGGAUGCCCCGUCGGGGGUCUUCCGCCUCCCCACAGGGGACCCCUUUUCUGAGGACAAGACCGUUCUGUGGCUGGGCAUCCAGUGCCUGGGCUUCGCUCUGGUCUGCGACCCCCACGAGAACCUCCUGCUGGCCGAGAGCACCUUGAAGCACCUCGCCAAGACUCUCGUCGACCACCUCAAGCUGCUGAGCUCAGGGAGCGACGUCGUCCUCAAGGCCGACAGGACAGAGGUCCUUCUUCACAAGUUCCUGCCGCACGGGCAGCUGCUCUUCCUGAACGACCAGUUUGUUCUGGGCCUGGAGAGAGAGGCGAGUGCGGCGCUUUGCAAAUGAAGGAUCUCCAAAGGGAUGGAGGCUUGAACGGCCGUGGGCAGCUGUGGAUGGGUCAGCUGGUUUGCUGCGUACUGCCUAUGCCAGCCUGGACCUGCCUGCAGCCCCUCCGAGCGCUUGGGACUACAAUUCCCAUCGUCCACAGCCAGCACUGGACGAUGGGAUUUGUAGUCCCAAGCACCCAGAGGGGCUGCAGGUGGGUGAAAUGUGCUCUGUGCGACAGCAACGGCACAUGCCACACUGCAUGAUGGAGAAGAAACAGGAGGAAGAAGAGGAGAUGGGGCUUCAGAGACUUAUUACCGCUUCUCUGCCAAAAAACUCGAGUUCUUUCCCCCCCUUUUUUAUUGGUUUUCACAUAUUACAUUACAAUACAGAUGUACCAAAACCAACACCAUUUCCUCCCCAUUACAUUUAUAUUUCCUCCAUCGUAUUAUUCUUUUCUCCUUCCUUCCACUGCCCCCACUCGAUUUCCUCCAAAUUAUACAAUUUACAAUAAUCUUUGCAUUCUACAACCUUCUCAAAUCAUCUACAUAUUCUUAUUAUCUUUCCUUACUAAUUUUUCUUCCAUCCAGUACUUCACGUUUUAAUCUAGGCAUAUUAGCGUAUAUUUUUUUGAGCAAUAUUUUGCCAUAUAUUCAUCAAAACAUUUCCACUCCUUUUUUAAUUUUUGAUUCGACUGAUUUCUUUUUAUAGCAGUUAAUUUUGCCAAAAUUAAAUAUUCAUUUAGUUUACAAAUCCAUACCUCCUUUGUGGGUAUCGUUUGUGACUUCCACCUAGUAGCAAUCACUAUUCUAGCAGCUGUACUUGCAUAUAGAAAAAUUCUUUCUUCCCCCUGUGGUAUCUCUUCAUCUAUCAACCCAAGGAGAUAUGUCUGUGGUUUCUUUGCUAUUGAUAUUUUCAACAUCUUCUUUAGUUCUUCAUGUACUACUACCCAAAAUUUCUUAAUUUCCUCACACCUCCACCACAUAUGUCUUGUUGUUCCUAUUUCUCCACCACAUCUCCAACAGAGGUUGGAUUUCAAUUUGUAUAUCUUUGCCAACUUAACUGGCGUUAAGUACCACCUAUAGAACAUCUUUACAAAAUUUUCUUUAAUUGUAUAAAAAGGUAAAGGUACCCCUGCCCGUACGGGCCAGUCUUGACAGACUCUGGGGUUGUGCGCCCAUCUCACUCUAUAGGCUGGGGGCCAGCGCUGUCCGCAGACAC